Messenger RNA from Solanum dulcamara, 651 nucleotides. RefSeq names its product defensin-like protein. NCBI's taxonomy places the organism in Eukaryota, Viridiplantae, Streptophyta, Magnoliopsida, Solanales, Solanaceae. Gene Ontology annotation, biological process: defense response. The coding region runs from base 246 to 476 and encodes 76 amino acids. The record is from RefSeq and is a predicted model, not a curated record. The transcript is spliced from 2 exons.
ACUCCACAUGAUAUAAGCCCAGCCCCACAAAAACCAAACUUAAGCCAUGAAAAACUCAAAUAAAAUUGAACCUGAUUUUCCCAACCCGAUAACCAACCCAAACCCAGACGAUCUCAAUCGGAUUAUAUUUUUGUUGAACCGACCCAACCCGACCCGGAAACUAAACAUCUAUAAAAAGACCCUUUCUUCUACUAGUAUACUCAACUUCUCAAAUUAAAUAUCAUUUCCCCUCUCUCUCUCUAAAGAUGGGAAACUCCAUGCGUUUGUUUGCAACUUUCUUCCUUGUAGCAAUGAUGCUUUCCGCCACUGGACUAAUGACAAGUGUAGAGGCAAGAACUUGCGAGUCUCAGAGCCACCAUUUCAAGGGGAAAUGUCUUAGCAAUACUAAUUGUGGUUCCGUUUGCCGCACCGAAGGCUUCACUGGUGGCAAAUGCCGCGGCUUGCGCCAACGUUGUUUCUGUACCAGAAAUUGUUAAAGAAAAUGAUCUUUUCACUGGUGUCACUUUAAUUUUACCCUUUGUUAAAUUAAAGUGUAUCCACUUAUCAAUAAAAAGGACUGAGGACUAGAUAUAUAUGGUUGUACUUCAUGUUGUUUUGUUUACUUUUUAAAUAUUUAAUAAUUGAAAUGUACUGACUUAAUAAAUUCAGACU